Alligator mississippiensis (American alligator) is the source of this 4230-nucleotide messenger RNA. It is a transcript of the gene NOX4, whose product is annotated as NADPH oxidase 4. NCBI's taxonomy places the organism in Eukaryota, Metazoa, Chordata, Crocodylia, Alligatoridae. Gene Ontology annotation, cellular component: NADPH oxidase complex; plasma membrane. The record is from RefSeq and is a predicted model, not a curated record. Gene Ontology annotation, molecular function: superoxide-generating NAD(P)H oxidase activity. The transcript is spliced from 17 exons. Gene Ontology annotation, biological process: defense response; superoxide anion generation. The coding region runs from base 1046 to 2638 and encodes 530 amino acids.
GAAAUCUUCAAAAGGAGACUAGACAGUCACCUUGCUGGGGUCACCUGACCCCCACUUAUCUUUUCUGCUGGACCCAAAGAUCUUCCAAGGUCCCUUCCAGCCUUACAAUCCAUGAAUCUAUGAAUGAGAUCCAAUGCUAAGAAAGUACUGCUAUACCAACUCAGGCUAGAAAUAACUUUAAAAAAUAAGUAUAAUUUGCCAUAGAAACUUACCUAAAUCAGUUGUGGAUUUUCCGUGGCUGGUUACUUUUUAAAUGAAGACUAGCUACCUAAAACAUAUGCUACAGCUUGAACAGAAGUUAUUGGAUCAAUGUAGAAAUAACUGAAAGAGGUUUUCUAGUCUGCAUUGUAUAGGAAGUCAAAAUAGAUGGUAACUGUCCCUUCUGCUUUAAAAUAUCUUCAUUAUUUUAUUGUAUAACCGUAGAAUUCAAUCAUGCCUUUUAUCUCCUGUCCUAACUUCCAGGUCCUACUUACUUUAGAAUCCAUCAAAAGUCUCACUGAAUUCAUUUGAAGUUGAACUGAGCCUUAACCCUUUAAAGGGCUGCAAGAUAUUGCAUCUUAACUUUCACUCAGUGUGUGAGCCAUUUCUGUAGGAAACAUACAAGCCCAAAGGAAGGCUUAUAAACAGUGGGACAAAUGAAUGCAAGUUAAUACUUCCCCAAAAUUUGUCACAGACUAUGCUGCAGCUGUAUUUUAUUUUACACACUUUCCUCACGUUAUUUACUUACAUUCCAUUGCAUUGAACAAUUAAAGGUUGUACAUGGGAGUUGCUCUUUUGUUUUUUCUUGUUUAAGUUAGGAAUGCAUGGGAGGUUAUUUGAGGACAAAACGAUCCAUGACCUCAUCUUAUAUUUUGGAAUACUUGUAGCAAGGAAUUAAACAGGGAAAAUUGGGAUGAAUGGGUUGGCAGAGGGACUGUGAUAAGAAGCAAGGCUUGCAGUGCUACGUAGGUAGAUUUAGCAAAAGUGUUUUUCUAAUAAUUUGGUGCUGGAUUUGCUAUUCCUUUAAGAAUCAAGAAUCUGAACCUCAUCUGCUGUCUUUUAUCUUAUGUCUAGAUCGUAUGUCUUUUUGGCCUGUGCCUACCAUAACAGUCCUGGUCCAGGACUAGAGCUGCUUGCCUGGUUUGCCCUCAACAUGUGGCUCUUCUUGAGAACCUUCUUGCUGUAUUACCAUGGGCCACAGUAUUACUACUUGCAUCGGAUGCUAGGGCUAGGAUUGUGUAUUAGCAGAGCUUCAGCAUCUGUUCUCAACCUCAACUGCAGUGUGAUCCUUUUACCAAUGUGCCGUAUUCUCCUGGCCUUUCUCCGUGGAUCUCAGAAGGUUGCUAGCAGGAAAAUGAGGCGACUGUUGGAUAAAAGCAAAACUUUCCAUGUGAUGUGUGGGGUUACUAUAUGCAUCUUUUCAGUUGUACAUGUUGCUGCUCACCUGGUGAAUGUCCUUAACUUCUCCCAGAACUAUACCGAAGAUUUUCUGUCACUAAAUGCAGCAAACUAUCGUGAUGAGGAUCCUCGGAAACUCCUUUUCACUACUGUUCCUGGGCUGACCGGGGUCCUUUUGGUGCUAGUUUUAUUCCUAAUGUUUACAGCUUCUACAUAUGCUAUCAGGGCUUCAAACUAUAAUAUUUUUUGGUAUACCCACAACCUUUUCUUUGUCUUCUAUUUGCUGCUGAUAAUACAUGUUUCCGGAGGAGUGCUGAAGUACCAGAUUAACAUACAGCAACACCCUCCUGGAUGCUUUAACCCCAACAAAACACUCCAAGAGACUAUUCCAGAGCCAAAAGUUUUUGAAGAGUCUUUUCCUGAGUAUGCUACUCAGCCUUUCCCAGAAGGUUUAGCAGAGACAGACUCAUUCGUACAAACAAAGUUUGAGAGAAUUUGUACCGAGGAACCCAAGUUCCAGUCACACUACCCAGAGACCUGGCUGUGGAUUUCUGGACCUUUGUGCUUGUAUUGUGCAGAAAGGCUCUACCGCUACAUCCGAAGUAAUAAACCGGUCACGAUAACUUCUGUGAUAAGCCAUCCCUGUAAUGUCCUUGAAUUGCGAAUGAUGAAAAACAACUUUAAAGCAAGGCCAGGUCAGUACAUUAUUCUACAUUGUCCAAGAGUGUCAGCAUUAGAGAGCCAUCCAUUUACUCUCACAAUGUGCCCUACAGAUACCAAAGCCACAUUUGGGGUCCAUAUUAAAAUAGUGGGAGACUGGACAGAAAGAUUUCGGGAUUUGCUGCUUCCACAUUGGAGUCAGGACACAGAGAUUCUGCCCAUCUUUCAUCAAAGGCAUUAUCCCAAGCUAUUUGUGGACGGUCCUUUUGGGAGCCCCUCAGAAGAAUCCUUGAAUUACGAGGUUAGCCUCUGUGUGGCUGGAGGCAUUGGAGUUACUCCAUUCGCAUCGGUACUCAACACACUGCUUGACGACUGGAAAUGCUACAAGCUCAGAAGACUCUACUUUAUUUGGGUGUGCAGGGACAUCCAGGCUUUUUGCUGGUUUGCCAAUUUGCUCUGUGUGUUGCACAACAAGCUUUGGCAGGAAAACCGACCAGACUUCAUAAACAUCCAGCUGUACCUCAGUCAAACAGAUGGGAUACAGGAAAGGGGGCCUUCCAGGCCAGGCCACAGACCAGACUGUUGGCAGGACUUUAUAUGAACUUUACAUCAUUCCUGGGCUAAAAAUCAAGCUGGAAUCAUUCAAGGAUUUUGUAAGCCCCAGACUGAAAAACAAGUACAUUGAAAGAAACAGGGAUUUUUUUUAAGUAGUGGGUUGUUUUAUUGUUUUGCAUUUUGUCUUGAAUGUCAGAAGUCAAACUAUUUUAAGCAUGCAACCAGAAAAUGUAUUAAACUGUUGUUUAUUAUAGGCUGCAUUAUGCUAGUCUAGACGGGUGGAUUGAUUCCCUGUUAGCUGGAAUUUUCUGUAAUCUCAUAAUGUGGUAAACUGGGAGUCAGCAUUCAGUCACACUCAUUCAUCACAUAGGUAAGGGGCUGACUCUUCAGCCUGAAGUCAGUGGCACUUUGCUGUUGACUUCAGCGGAGACAAAAAAUUAAUGCAAAGGGGGAUGGAAGUGGAGGGAUGGGUUUGGAGGGAGACAUGAUAAAGUCUACCAGGUUGAUGAGACUUACUUCUUGGUAAGAGAAAUUGUGAAUCUGAGUCGUAUUAGACUAUUCAGCUCCAGGCCCCUUAAAAUAGCUAGGUCGUAUAACACAGCAGGCGCAGAGUUACUCCGAAGUACCUGAUUAGUCUUAACUGAGAGGUCAGAAUUUACUGGCUCCAUCGUGGAAGCACAGUUGUAAAGACAUGCAGCUUAGGACCAUUGCUCUGAUCAUGGGCCGAGUAGUUACUGAGUUUCCAUUAGAACCGUUUUCUAUGCAUGUCUGCUUGUUAGAGAAAGCAGUCAAUUAUAAAAUGAUAAACUGCAGGGCAAAAUUGUGUCUUCUGUAGCAGUGGUGAAAAUUUAGAUUCCGUGGUGUUACUCCUGAAGUCUCCUGAUAAAACUAGAUGCGACUUUUUUUUCCUAUGCCCCUGUGACUUGUGACACUUGCUUAUCCAAAGUUACUCUUGAAUGUUAUCCCAUCAGAAUAGCAUUGUGUUUUACACUUGUUUUGUUUCAGUAUGAUCUAGGUUCAAGGCAGCAGGCAAUCAAGCCCAUUUUUCCUCAAGUUCUUUCACCUAUAGUAAAAAUCAAUGAAAGUGGCAGAAAAUGUGCUUUGGUACUAGUGUAAUGGAUAUUUUAAAUCAUUUUGUUAUGGGGAGAAUGUGGGAAAUUAAACCAGAUAUCAUUCUUUUCCAUCCCAGUGUUGUAGUUGGACAUUUAAACCAUGGAUAUGCAAUGCCAUACAGUGAAAACACACUUGGCUUCAUAAAAUUGUCUGGACUUUUAGUGAAUUAAAAAUGCUGGAAAUAUAUUGGGUUCAGUCCAGGUCCAUAGCUUUGGCAGCUUUAUGUUGCUGAGACAGCUCAAAGCAUCUGGUAAACUAUCCUCAAGGGGCAACUUUUACAGAUCUAGUAAUCUUAAGGGUUACUUUACCAAUAGUAGGUAAAAAAAAUCUUCAGACAGAAAUAUGUUUCUUGCAUCAACAACAUCCCUUUAAAGUUAGCAGCAACAACAGAUUAGGGAAUAUGAAUUCAUUUCUUGCUUUGUGUAUUGAAUAAAUUGGUUUAAAAAUAAUGGUGACUCUAACGAGCAGCUGUAUAAAGAACAGCAUCUAAUGCCGAAGAGGGCCACUGAAAGGCAGGGAGAGAAG